CUGGCUUGAGAGUGUCUGCAACAAGACACAGUUGCCGGUGACGGAUGACUUGACACUGAACACAACUCUUUUCUUCGAGCCUGUCAUUGCUGAAGAAGAGGAACCGAACGAAGAGGGAAAACUUUGAGGGGAUGACAGACAGUUGGAAUCAGGAGCAUAAGAUGAUUGAAAAUGUGUCGACUUCAGAUGAUGACUCUUUGAGCUUGGUGCGUGAUCUUGAUGCCUGCCAAAGUAGACGGACAGGGGAGGACACUUAAAAUUUGGCAACAAAGAGCAGAAAAAGACAAAAGAGAUGGAGACAAAUCGACUCAAACCACCAGAGCAAGAGAUGUCCAGCUGUAACCAGUCUGCAGCAGGCCAUGCAGAAUCUUCAUCUCAAUCAGCAGAAAAGGUCUCACAAAGUGUAAAAAUCCCAAACAAGAUGCAGCUUAACAAGAGAAGUGGAACGGGAGAGACUCUUCUGCAUAAAGUAUGCAGAAAAAAAGAUCUGACACAAGUGAAAAUUCUCAUUCAAGCUGGGAUCAGCAUUAACAUGCAGGAUUAUGCAGGUUGGACGGCUCUUCAUGAGGCUUCUGCUGUUGGUGCCAAGGCAGUGGUUGAGGAGCUGUUGAACGCUGGAGCUAAUGUUGAUGCCAGAAACUAUGAUGGUGUCACUCCCCUACAUGAUGCUGUUAACUCUGGACACUAUGAGGUAGUGAAGCUUCUUCUCCAACAUGGGUCAAACCCCAGUGACAGGAAUCAUGGUGGCCUCAGCGCACUAGACAUAGCAGAGGAGGAGGAUAUCAAAGCGCUGCUGUCUCUCUCCAUGUCUUCUGCUACACAUGAGCAGCCUUGUAAAGCAUCUGCCCAAUACAGACAGCCAGAUUAUCCUCCAGCCAUGAUAGAACAAGCAGACCACAGCCAAGCCUCUCAGCGGAGCCGCCUGCGCCUAGUGAUAACCGCGCUGAAGUCAAGCCGGCGUCUCCAGUCAGUGUCGCCAAACGAGAUCUCUCCAACUUCUGAUCGAUCUCCGUGCUCCUCUUCUCCUUCCACGAGGGCCGAAUAGAGGCCCACAGAGACGAAGGAGCCGGCACCAAAGCUGGCAACAGCACCAGCAAUCUUCCUCUGGUACAGCCCCCGGCUAUCCACCAUGAGCGCACACACGGCGCGCACUCCUCUUCAAUGCGGCCGUCUCCACGUCAACAAAGAGAGCCCAGCAUCAGACAAUGGACUGUCACCCACCUUCAACGAGUCCUGAAGGGAAAAGGCAUUCCCUUCCACCGCAACAACAACAAAGCAACGAUGUUCAAGCUAUACACAGCUUGCAUCAGUAACUCUGGCAGCAACAGUCUCUGAGCCUCCCGCACUUCCAGCCACCACACCAGAGGCUAUCACCACCAGCGUCGUCUCGAAUGAAGUCACCGGGCUUUUGCCACCUCCAGGGCCACAACCUGCAUCAUCAGCCCCCCUAGUGGGGGCCAGGUCUUAUUACCCCCUGUGCCUACUUCCUCUGUGUUUGACUUUUCUCAAAUAACGUCAGCUUUCUUCUCAUCCCUGUGUUCGCAGAGUUCACAAAAUCCCUGUGCACAUACAUCCUUUCAUGCCAUCAUCCCUUCCUCUACCUUUCCUUCACCUGCAUACAAUAACAUGGCUCCUGCUCCUUCCUUUUCCAUCAUAGUCAACACUGCAGCACAAGAGCCCCAUCCAGUAACUCAACCACCACAGGCUAAUUAAGUUGGCAAUUCUCAGCCGCCUCCUUCAUUUCCAACUAGUGAUGGUGAAAUCGAAGCUUCAUGAAGCAGUGAACCACUCUGACACAACUGCUUCAAGAAUGACACGCUGCUUCGAAGCAUUUCAUACAGUCAGAAGAGUGACACCUGCUGGCUGUGUGUCAGAACUGCAUCUAAGUGGAAGACCUGAAAAAGCCUCAGGACUGGCUGUAAUGAGGCCUCGCUCUCAGUAGUCAGUUGUGGGCAUGCUGAAGUGGGGAACUAAACACUGUCUCGGAACACUUCCGCUUCAAAAGAUUGACACUAUGUCGAGCAAACUGGCUCGAGCGUAACAUCACUAUUUCCAACUGGUCUAUCCUCAUCCCUCAUCCAUUCGACCCUCAUCCCUUCACCCCUCAACCUUUCAUCCAUUCAACCCUUCAUCCCUCAUCCACUGGACCUGUGACCCUCAUACCUUCAUCCCUCAACCAUCUCUCUCUUACAAGCUAUGCGGAGCCCCCUCCCACCCUGCCACAGCAUGCACAGUCAGUGUUCCACCACCACACUCACGUCCCUCUUCCUCACACAGUGCCUCAGUCUUUUCGACUCACUUUCAGAAGCCCUGUGUUGGAUCCUGACCAACAAUUACAGACUCCUUUACAUUCUUCAUCUUCCCGACGAUUUCCUCAUUGUCAAUCCACCAUUCUCACCUCCUCACCACGGGCUCACUACUCUUACACAAGCUUUCACAGAACUUGGUGUCCCUCUCUCUGGAGAGAAAACCUCAGGGCCAAGCACUGAAUUUCAAGGCAUCAACCUGGACUACAUUUCCUUUUAAGGCAUCUUUGCCCACAGAGAAAGUACAGCGCAUCACUCUGCUUUGUCAGACUAUCCUCUGGUAGACAGAUGCACAAAACGCCAGGCACUGGCCCUUCUCGACCACCUCAGUUAUGCCAUUCACAUAAUUCCACAAGCCAGAUCUUUCCUGUCCAAUCUUUUAACUAAAGCCGUAGCCAUCCCCUCUCUCCAUCAUAAUGUUGUUUUGUAUGAUGCAUGCAAAAUGGAAAUCCAUUUGUGGCAACAUUUCCUUUCUUCUUUGAAUGGGAUUUCUUUCCUCUGUGAUGAUUUCGUCAUCCAGCUUUACAUGGAUGCAGCUCCAUCCCUAGGCCUCUGGGGUUCUCUUCUUGGAAUAGCAUUUCUUUCUUCUAUGACGACUUCAUCACUCAACCAGAGGACAUUCAACUUUACAUGGACACAGCUCCUUCCGUAGGUUUCAGUGGUUACUAUGGAGAGAAAUGUUUCGCUUCCCCAUGGCCUGCAGAGAUCAAAGCCCUUGACUCAGAUUCCCACUCUUCCUCAUCUGCGCUUCAUGAGCUAUAUCCCAUCAUCAUAGUUGCCAUUCUUUGGGUGCCUUGAAUGGUCUACGAAGUCCAUAUUAAUACACUGACAACACUGCAGUUGUAGAGAUCUUUAACAAAAGGCGAUCUCGUUCCCCAGCCAUCAUGCAGUUAAUGCGCAGAUGUAACAUGGUCAAAUACAGCAGUAACAAAUGUUUGAAAUAUUUAUUUGUGAUGUUUAAGCAUUAUAAUUACACAAAACUUCUGUUAAUAGUUAAAACCUGACAUGCCAGUUAGGUGGAACGUUUGAGACUCAGUUCCUGUACCCCUCCGUUUGUUUUUGUGGGUCCCCACCCCUAUAUAUGAUGUCUUCCGCGCUAACCUCUCCCCCUUUGUCACUGCACGAUGUGUGAGAGGUAAGCAGCUUUGUUGCCGGACAUUUCCGUGUUUCAGCCACACUAACACAUGCAUGUAAAAGUUGCUCUGCUAACAUAAACUUACCGAGAGUAUGCUAAAAAGUUUCUAUAUCAUUGAAUUUGUAUAGGAGCUGGAGUAGAGAGCAUGUCUGACCGACAUUUAUGUUACAUUUACUCUUCAUCAGGUAUGUUUUCCAUGCAUGUGUUUUUGAUACGCCCCUUUGUCACUGCACGAUGUGUGAGAGGAGCUGGAGUAGAGAGCAUGUCUGACCGACGUUUAUGUUACAUUUACUCUUCAUCAGAUUAAACGGAGAUCGUCUCCAAAGACAUCUUGGUCUGGGCCUCAUUAAAACACAAUGCAGACAACACUAGCUACCACCGGUUACACAGACUCACAUUAAUUCAGCUCAACAGCAGUUCAUUCUCAGGGCAGCCCGCAUUCCUGGUUACCACGACAGCAUUGACGAUUCAGUGUCUUGUUUCUCAUUCCAGAAAUUCAGACACUUGGCCCCAGAAUCGGAUCUCCACCCCACACCAGUCCCACCAUUUUCAGUCACGACAUUGAACUAGCUCCUCAGCUGAGAAACCUCUUUAACGCUUCACAAGAAGCCAUCCUUAACAGCGUCGCCCCAAGCACUCUCUCCGCCCACUUAACCGGCUGGAAUUUCCUCAAGGCAUAUCAUGCCACUUACCUGCUGUCUCUGGACAUCAUAUCCAUAUGCAAUUUCAUCAUCCAUGCUCAUUCCAAAAUCCGGUCCUCCACCAACCAAACCUUCCUAGCUGGUAUCAACUGUUGUGGCGUACAAGGAUUUCUAACAAAGGCCUACACUUUAUCCAUAAACUUUUGGGCCUACAUGUAACAAUCAAAGCCUGAGACCACAUGUUGGCGCCCAAAAGAACAAAGGAAUCAGUCAACCCCCUUUCUCUGUGUGAAUCAGCUGAUUCAACCCCCAACACAGCACCCCAGCUGACCGGCAGAGGUACAUAAUACAGGUAAUAGGUAAUACACAGCUCCCACUGGGUGAAAUCCGCCAUGGCCAACCCCACACUGAUGACGUCACGCCGGGGUAUAUCAUCACAAAGCGUACCUGAGGGAAACGCUUCUGGCUGUGAUCCUCAUAGCCAAUAGAAGUACCCACAACUGUUCCUAAAGCUUAGCAACUCUUCCCACGUGGCAAACGCUUUAGAAAGAGUUAUUACUGUGCACAGUUAGACGCGUUUUAGGCCUACGGAUUUCCCUCGCUGGUCGAGCUGAUCUCCUCUCC
This is a messenger RNA of Epinephelus fuscoguttatus (brown-marbled grouper), 4706 nucleotides long. RefSeq names its product beta-1,3-galactosyl-O-glycosyl-glycoprotein beta-1,6-N-acetylglucosaminyltransferase 4-like. Gene Ontology annotation, molecular function: acetylglucosaminyltransferase activity; protein binding. The coding region runs from base 293 to 1045 and encodes 250 amino acids. The transcript is spliced from 6 exons. The record is from RefSeq and is a predicted model, not a curated record. Gene Ontology annotation, cellular component: nucleoplasm; membrane. Lineage: Eukaryota; Metazoa; Chordata; Actinopteri; Perciformes; Serranidae.